Molecule: messenger RNA, 3400 nt
Organism: Paramecium sonneborni
Lineage: Eukaryota; Ciliophora; Oligohymenophorea; Peniculida; Parameciidae
Source: the annotation of a GenBank genome assembly
AUGGCAAUUAUUGAUUAAGAGUCUCGGUUACUAAGUCAACGAAUCCUAAAUGAAUUUCAUAUUAAUGAAAUCCGAAAUAAUUUCAUUAGUAUUCUAGGAAUAAACAAAACUCAUUUCGGGUAAUACUUUAUGUAAAAAUUAUCUAAAGAAUCAACGAUUUCGCCAAUCUAAUCCAUCGAUUAGCUGAAAAUAAUCAAGUCUAAUAAGUAACUAUCCAAUAAUUGUUUAACAUAUUUGAUUAAAACAAAGAUGGAAAACUUGAUUGGAAUGAAUAUCUGAAGUUAUUUGUAGAUUACAUUGAUAAAAUGUAAUGCCUAACAUAUCUGAGAUCAUUGUCUUCUUUAGAGGAAUAGAGCCAGUAAUUGAUUUAAAUUAAGUUGUAGAUAUCUGCAAUAAUUACAAAUAGCCUUUUUAGUUUCACCAUUCAAAUAACUUUUUACCACCUAAAAUUCAAAAUAGGUUGAACAUACUCUAGCUAGUUUAGAAAAUAGAUCAUCAAAUAAAUAAAUAAAAAAAUAUUACUUUAUUUGCAGAGAUUCUUUUGAACCUUCUCUAAUUUAACUUCAUUAAGAUAUUAUAAUAUUUUAAGACUUAAAUAUUUUGCCAACCCAAAUUAUAUAAGUUUUGAAAAUAGUCUUAUUAUAAAGAUUACCCCACGUAAAAAUAAAUAAAGUUGAUUAUGUAACAUAAUUGAUUUCAUAAAUCAUAAAUAAUGGAUAUUGCAAUCAUCUUUUCAAGUUAUUGUUAAUUGACGAUGAAAAAGAUCAAAAUUAGAUUUUGGGAAUGCAAGCUCUAACAUUAAUUGUAGCUACAAUCCAUAUAUAUAAUAUCCAUAUCCUAAUUCCUAUAUAGAGUGAUAUAUUGGUAGAUACAAUUCUAAAUAUCAUCUCAGAAAGUUAAAAUGAUCUGAUUAUUGAAUAAGGUUACCUAUUGUUGGGACAUUUAAUUUUAUAUAAUUAAAGUUUUCAACAAAUAUUGUUUACUAAACGAUAAGCAAUCCUUAAUGUUGAGUUUACUGAUGAUGAAAAGAUAUUUUAUCAUAGCUGGUUUAUUGGAUGUCUAUUUUAUAGAUAUGAAACUCAUUAAGCCAGUAAAUUUAUUACUUAAAUGAAUGUUUUACCUGAUAAUUUACUUUGGCUUUAAAGUAUUCUCAAUUAUUAUCAACAAUAUGGAUUAAUUAAAUCUAUUGAAUAAAAUCAAAUCAGAAUUCAGAUACAAAUUAAUAUGCUCAUUAUAAUUCAACCUCUAUUGGCUACUCAAAUUCAUUCAGAUAUUUUGAUGGCACUUUUACAUUAAUUAAAAAAUUAAACUACAGAUAAUAGACUUAAAUUAUAAGUUAUAAGCACUCUUAAAAAAAUAUUUAAAUUACCUUAUUAAUUAAAUUAUUAAAAUUUUACAUCAUAAAAUAUCCUCUUAUCUAACAAUCUCUUGAAUAUUUUAAUGUAACUCAUUGCAGAUUCUAAUCCAUAAAUUAGUUAUAAAGCCAAAUAAUUAUUUUUCAAGACUCUAUGUCUCGAGAAUUCAGGAAUACUUUUAAAAUAUUUAUAAGAAUCUAAUAAUUUAUAGUAAUUCCUCUUUGUUCUUGAAAGUCAAUUUGUAUAAAAUGUUGAUACUAACUAUUAAAAAUAUUAAAUACUUACAAUCUUACGAAUAAUGAGUUAAGAUAGCAAUACAUUCUAGAUCUUAUCAAAAGAUUAAUGGUUCUUUAAAUUACUAAUUAAGGCAUUAAAUGCUAAUCAUUAAAUUUUUACUUCAAAUAAAUAAGUUAUGAUUAAUUGUUAUUAUGAUUAUCUUGUGAUUCAUGAAAUAAAAGAAUAUUGUGUUACUUUUAAUUUACAUUUUUAACCAAUGUUCAUUUAAAAACCUUAAUUAACAUAUUAAGUAUUAGAUACUAUAUAUUCAAUACUCCCAAAUUAAUAAAUAAUUAAUGAGAUUAAAUAAUACUUUGUUAAACUUUUAGAAAAUAUAGAUAAAUAUCAACCAUUAAUAUUAAAAAGAUAUUUAAAACAUCUUUAUUAAUCAGUUAAUGAGAUAAUAACACAAUUAACGCACUUAACUUUAUGUUUGAAUGAACUUGUUAAGAAACAUCAAGUUUAUAAUAAUAAUUUUAUGAGUUUCUUAUAAUAUUUAAUAAAUGAUCUUACAAAGUUCUAAGAUUAUUUAAUAAAAAAAAAAGAAUUAAUUGAUGAUACUUUAUUAAUAAUUGGAACUGAAGCUACUUAUGAUGGUUGUGUUGUAACAACUGUUUAUUUAAAUACUUAUUAAAAUAAUUCAAAAUGUAAAAUAGUUUUGAAACCUUAACUUACAUUAUUAGAAUUUGAAAAACAUGUUGAAUAAGGUCUUAAAAUUACUAGUCCUCUCCUAUAUUUAGUAAUAAAUUAGAAUCAUCCUAAUAAAAUACCUUAUGAUGAUUUCUCUAUUAUUGAUGAAUUAUCUUUUAGAAAAUUCAAAGAACUUUCAGAUUAAUUUAUAGAUACUCAAUUUGGAAGUGUCAAAGUCUCCCAAGAAGUUAUUGCUGUAGAACUCUUUAGAUUGAAAAUGGAAGAUUAUUCCAUGAAAAAAAUUUAUGAAGUCUUAAAUAAGGGAUCAUCAUAUAUUCAAUUCAAAUAAAUUCAAGACAAUAAAAUGUUAUGGUUUUUGGAAAAUAAUUUAGGUAAUUAAUUUAUCAAACUUUUAGAUAUUAAAGAUAAAGGAUAAUUAUUAUAAUAAAUAUUUCAACUCACCAAACUCCCUUAUGCAUAAAUAGAAAAUCUUUAUGAUGUAUUUUUAAUCCUCAUAUAAUCAUUAGUCUAUCAAUAAAUUUUUUGAUAAAAACUAACUACCAUAAUAAUAUAGAUAAAUAUCUCAAGACAAUUUUGUUGCUUAUCUAACAGAUAUGUAGAUUCCAAUAUAAUUAGCUAAAAAAAUUGGCACUUUUCUUGCCAAAAAUGUACAAGGCAGUCCUAUUGAUUUUUAGGAUUUUAUCUGCUUUGUUUCCAUUUUCUAUUAAUAAAGGUAAAUUUAUUUAUACUAUUUAUUAUCAAAAGCUUUAGUGAAACCAUUAUUAUGAAGUUUACUUAUCUUUUGUAUGCAAAUAAACAAGGAAUCUUUGGAAAAGAACAAUUAUGUGAUUAUUUAGAAACCAUUUUUGUAAUUCAUUCAUCUUACCAACUUUUAGGUUAUUUAAGAAUAAAAUAUUAAUAUAUAACAAAUCAAUGAAUGGGGUUCAAAUUUAUUUACAAAUAUUGAUUAAAAUUAAGAUGGUCAUGUUUCUUUUUAUGAAUACCAUGCCUUAUUAAAAGAAGAACAAUAUCGAGCUAAACUAUUAGAUCCAAUCUGUGCUCUAUUUACAAAUUUACCAUUUUAAAAUAAAACUGAUCAUUUCUUUUUUGGCACACCUUUAAAAUUAAUUAGAAGUUGA